Messenger RNA from Entamoeba histolytica HM-1:IMSS, 624 nucleotides. RefSeq names its product U3 small nucleolar RNA-associated protein 11, putative. Lineage: Eukaryota; Evosea; Mastigamoebida; Endamoebidae. Gene Ontology annotation, biological process: rRNA processing. The coding region runs from base 1 to 624 and encodes 207 amino acids. The record is from RefSeq and is a predicted model, not a curated record. The transcript has a single exon. Gene Ontology annotation, cellular component: nucleolus; small-subunit processome.
AUGGGAAGAAAUCCAUUUAAUCAAACUAUCCAUCAUGAACGUCAACAACCAAAGUCAAUGAGAGGAUUAGGUAAACUUGAAAGAAGAAAGGAUUUUGUUAAAAGAGCACACACGAGAAAAUUACAAGAAGAAACAACAGCAUACUUAAAAAGAAAAGCAUCGAAUAAAAAUCCAGAUGAAUUUAAUUGUAAAAUGCAAAAUAUGCGAUUACAAGGAAAAGUGGUAAUUGAUAUUAGACCAAAAGAAGGACAAAGUGCACAAGAAUUAGAAAGACUACUAAUGAUACAAAAAAAUGCAUUAGCAAGAUUACAAAAAAAGAAAAUAUUUAUAAGAGAAAAACGAAUUGUAUUUAAUGAAGAAGGAAAAGGAAUAGAAAUGGAUCCAAUUGACUUAGUAGAUGUAAGUAAAAUCCAAGAAAAAAUAGAUGCUCAAAAAAUCAUUGAAGAACAAGAAAAACGACAACAAGAAAUUAAUAAACUUCAAAAAGAAAUUAAAAUAACAGAAAGAAAAUUACAAGAAAUAAGUAAAAUUGAACGAGAACAAGAUAAAAGAAAGAAAAUAGAAAUUAAAGAUGAAUAUGGAGAUGUUAUUGCAACACAUUAUCAAAAUACAAGAAAAAAAUAA